Acanthoscelides obtectus is the source of this 903-nucleotide messenger RNA. The record is from the annotation of a GenBank genome assembly. Lineage: Eukaryota; Metazoa; Arthropoda; Insecta; Coleoptera; Chrysomelidae.
AUGGAACUAAUAGAAUUAAUAGAAUUAAUAGAACUGAUAGAAUUGAUAGAAUUGAUAGAAUUGAUAGAAUUAAUAGAAUUACUUACAUCAGCAUUGCAGUUAUCACCACAGAGACCUGUGCUUGUUGCAAGAAAAAUUCCUGGAACACAUCUAACUGUCUGCCUCGUUAUUUAUGUCAUAAUUAUCUCACUCCAGCACAAAACUUUGCACAACGACGCGCUAGAGAAAAUUACAGUCGCUUUUCUCGCGAGAAAAAUUGCGACGACUACAGACGAGAAAAAGCUUACUUUUCUUGCGCCUGAAGCGCUCGUUUUUGACAUUAUCGAUCCAGGUGCUUGUGUACCAGUAAAACUAGUGGCAAAGCGUUUUGCUUUGGCUGUAAAUUAUUUGGUACACAUUGGGUCUCAAUCAGCUUGCGAAGGGUACAGUUAUUGGGCACAUCUUGGCAGAGGGCUUGAAACGCAUGAGAUGUCACAAAGCAUGCGACUAGAACAUGAUUUCCCGCACUUUCCGUCGUCGAUUGUGAUCUAUCAUGUUAUGCAAACCUUCUCACCCUUGUUGGGAAUUGACGUGAUUAAUAGUCAGCCCUUCAGGGAUAGUUUUAGGUUUGGGUAUAAGUGGGGUCGUGAUUACUGCUCUCAGAACAUUCAAAAGGAUCAACAGCUUCAGGUUGAUCUGGAGAGUUGUUCUCUAGGACCUGGUGGAACCUCGUCUUGUAAAUCAAUAUUUUUUAUUGGGCACACUGAUUUUGGUGAAUCUGAAGCUGCAUAUCCGCCUGCUGAUAGUUUGGCUUCCGCAAUCAGCUAUCAAAGCACUACGAAAUACAAAACACUUAUUCCAAUUAGGGUUCAGGCUGUUCGUAUGUGCACAGAAUCAGAAAGGAGAUUGCAUCUAAUUGAUUAG